This is a messenger RNA of Hevea brasiliensis (rubber tree), 1761 nucleotides long. Its product is annotated as AT-hook motif nuclear-localized protein 13. The coding region runs from base 179 to 1375 and encodes 398 amino acids. The transcript is spliced from 6 exons. Gene Ontology annotation, molecular function: minor groove of adenine-thymine-rich DNA binding. Lineage: Eukaryota; Viridiplantae; Streptophyta; Magnoliopsida; Malpighiales; Euphorbiaceae. The record is from RefSeq and is a predicted model, not a curated record.
CUUUCUGCUUUUCACAAACUCUGUCACUUCAACGUGGUAGGUUCCAUGACUAAUACUACUAGCUCUACAUAACUCAAAACUCUCUUUCUUCCUCAAUUUUCCUUCCCAUUUUCCGACUUUCCAAACACUAUUUGCAACAACCAUUCUCAGUUUCCCAAACGGGGAAAGCAACGAGAUAAUGGACUCCAGAGAACAGCAGCCACCACUGCCAUCGCAAAUACCACCGCAUCCCCAACAACAUCAACAACACCACCAGACGCAACCAAACAUGUUACUUGGUGGUCCUCCCUCUUCCUACUCCAACAGCACCGCUGCUGGUCAUCCCGCUAUGGGUAUGAUCAACCCGAACAUCCCUCCCACUGCUGCAGCUGGUUUCCCCUUUAAUUCAGUGGGCCCGCCGCGCCCACAGUCCAAGCCGCCUUCUUCCGAUGGUAUUUUUGAUGGAUCGUCACCUCCUUCUUCCACAGGGAUGAGGUUUAGUAUGGAGCCAGCGAAGAAGAAGAGGGGGAGGCCCAGAAAGUACACCCCAGAUGGCAACAUUGCCUUGGGGUUGUCGCCAACCCCGAUUUCAUCUUCGCCGAACUCGUUGGUCCAUGCUGAUCCUGGAGGUGGCACCCCUGGCGUGGCCUCUGAGCCUCCUUCUAAGCGGAAUAGAGGGAGACCGCCAGGGUCAGGCAAGAGGCAACUUGAUGCAUUAGGAGGGGUUGGAGGAGUUGGAUUUACACCUCAUGUGAUUACAGUGAAAGCAGGGGAGGACAUAGCAUCAAAGAUUAUGGCUUUCUCACAGCAAGGGCCACGAACAGUUUGUAUUCUGUCUGCAAAUGGUGCUAUUUGUAAUGUUACGCUUCGUCAGCCAGCAAUGUCUGGUGGUACUGUGACAUAUGAGGCUGUGGUAAAAGAUCAGGAGGCAGAAAAGCAUGUUGAUGAAAAUUGCUGGGAAGAGGGCCGUUUUGAGAUUAUUUCUCUAUCAGGUUCCUUCUUGCUUUCUGAAAAUAAUGGUAGUCGCAACCAAACUGGUGGCUUGAGUGUUUCAUUAGCAGGUUCAGAUGGUAGAGUUUUGGGUGGAGGAGUUGCUGGAAUGCUAAUGGCAGCAUCACCAGUACAGGUCAUUGUCGGCAGUUUUAUUGCUGAUGGGAAAAAAUCAAACUCGACGAUAUCAAAAUCUGGGCCUUCAUUGGCACCAACAACCCAAACGUUGAAUUUUGGUGCGCCAUUGACAACAUCCAGCCCUCCUUCUCAAGGCCCCUCUAGCGAGUCUUCUGACGGAAAUGGUAGUAGUCCUCUUAACCGAGAUCCCGGAAUCUAUAGCAAUGCAACUCAACCCAUUCAUAGUAUGAAUAUGUACCAACUAUGGGCUGCCCCAAAUCCGCACUGAAGAUGCUUCUCAAUUAACAAUUUGGAGUUUUGAGGCGUAGAUAUGGCAAUCGUACUUGCGUAGCAGAUUGAGUUCAAAAUCCUAAUGCUAACAUGCGUUAUUGAAUACAGCCUGCAGAUGAGCUUUUCAUUUUAUUAUUCUUCAAGGGCAGGUUCCUUUCUUCUUGGGUAGCUUGAAUUUACAUCUCCUUUUCUCAUCUUAUCUGGACAUAGAUAUUAGUGGUAGCUGCAUGUCUCCCCCUUUUAAGAAGGGCUUAGUUCAAUUUGCUAUUUAGGUAUACUGGUUCUUCUUGUGUUUCCUGUUGCUAGUUUCUGCAAGUAACGUACUCUUUUAAAAAAUAAUUAAUAUGAUAAGUUCAAUAUAUUUGAGUUGGGAUUUUAUUGCAA